CCCUUGUGGAAGGAUGGGAGGAGGGAACAGGGAAGGAGACAUCACAAAGUCCCAGCUACGUAGGUGGUGGGUGUAGGCUGUUCUGUUUCAAAACUUGCCUUUUAGGAAAUUUUUUUCUUUAAUUUGCCUAACCUGCUUUCACUACACAAGUUUUAUUAUUGUGGUGCUCAUUUGUAUUGCAUUUAAUUUCUACUUGCUUAUAAAUGUGAUGGUAGGUCUUUUAAAAUGCAUAUUUUGUUUCCUGAAGUAGAUUAGACUGGCUAAUUCCCCAGUUAUAUUGUAGUUUUAAACAACAUUUUCUGUUGUUUUUCUUCUAAGUUGAUUUUUAAAAUACACUAAUAAUAUGUGAAUAUAGUCUUAUAAAAAAGUCAGACAUUACAGGUAAGUCUGAAGUUCCCAUUUAUCAACCUAGCUCCCAUCCCAGUGCCUUUUCCCGUCCUCAGAGUUAAUCACUGUUAUCAGUUUUAAAUAAGCCCUGCCAGACCUUUUUCUAUGCAUUUACAACAUACAUAAUUACGUUUUAUAUAUAUAACUUUAUAUGUGACACACAUAUAUGUAAAAAUUAUAUGUAAUUAUUUCCCCUCUAUUUUUCACAACUGCCUGUGGUAGUCAGUAAUCAAUAGAUAUUAAAUAAAUAUUACAGAUAGCUGAGAAGGGCCUGAACCUGAGAGACUAGAAUGAGAAGUGAAAGGUCAGUUCUAACAUAUGAACACACAUUAUAUGUGUCCAGCUUGCAAAACUCCAUUCCAUAUUUGUUCUACAUAUAGUCCCCAGAUACCAGUGGACAGGCCAUGGCUCCAUGGUCCCAGCAACAAAAGCACAAGAAACCCCCCUCAUCGGUGGCUCCCAUGGUUGUGACCCCACCCAAGGCUGUGACCCCUGUGCCUCUGACCCUCUCAAAACGCCCUAGCAUUGAUGCAUUUGGCUUCGUCUCUUUGGAGAAUAAUGUUCCUGGCCUAUCCCAGCUGAUCCUGCAAAAGCUGAACAUGAAAAGCUAUGAAGACUACAAGUUGGUGAUAGAUGGGGGUACCCCUAUAUCAGGCUUUGGAUUUCGAUGUCUUCAAGAAAUGUUUCAGAGGAUGGAGGACACAUUUCGAUUCUGUGCUCAAUGUAGAGCACUCCCUAGUGGCCUUUCAGACUCCAGGGUCCUCAGAUACUGCAAGAGUUGCAGAAAUGUCUAUUACUGUGGUCCAGAAUGCCAGAGGUUAGACUGGCCAGCACACAAGAGGGUCUGUCAAGUGCUGCGUCUUGUAGCUGUGGACCGUCUCAUGGAAUGGCUUCUGGUUACAGGUGAUUUUGUCCUACUCUCAGGACCCUGGCCAUGGCCGGCUGAAGUUGUACAGGGCUGGUACACCUGGUUUUCUAUGUGGAGGUUACAUCUAAAUUCUACACUGGAUGCUGUGCUAGGUAGUCAUGCCAUGACCACCCUGUGGGCCAGUGUAAGAUGACCAAGGCCAGGCUCAGAUGUUCUGCGGGACUCUUUGAAAUGGCUGCAGACAGAUACCUUGUCACAACCCUUGACUCUGGGCUUAGGGCUUCGGGCCUUGGGGACAGAUGUCGGGAAGGCUGGCGGAUGCACAGUGAAUGUGGUUGGUGCUUCCCAUGUGGAGACAUUCCUCACUCGCCCUGGGGACUAUGAUGAGCUUAACUACAUGUUUCCUGGACACCUUGGCCUCCGUGUGAUCAUGAUUGGUGUAUAUGUGGCUACUGACUUUUCACAGAGCACCUCAACUUCACUCCUGGAACCUGGCACAUUUCAGCUUAGCAGCCAAAGAGGUCUCUAUCAUGGCUUCUGGGAGGAGCAGGUAGAGACUGGGCAGAUAGCCCAUCAAGAUUUGGUGGUAGGAUUCCAUCCAGGUUUCCAUUCCUCUCCAGACUUGAUGGAGGCUUGGCUGCCCACCCUGCUGCUGCUUCGUGAUUAUAAGAUCCCCACACUGAUGACCAUUUACAGCCAUCAGGAGUUGACAGCCUCUUUGCAGAUUCUGGUGGACCUGGAUACACACAUCACUGCCUAUGGAGCUAACCCUUCCACAUCCCUCAAACCCAAACAGGUCUAUUCCAACCCCAACAAGCAGCCAGUAUACUGCAAUGCCUACUAUAUCAUGUUUCUUGGAAGCUCCUGCCAGCUGGAUAAGAGACAACUGGAAGAGAAAGUGGAUGGCAGGGUUUAAAUAGCUGAGCCAAAUACUGACUGGUUGCCUGGAAAGCUGGGAGGUUGUGAUGAAAUUACUCUUCUAAUGUCAGAUUGUUGCCAACUUUGAAACCCACUAUAUCCUCAAUCUCAUUCGUUGUCCAGGUAAAGAUUCUAAGCUGAAUGACAGCUCCUAUGAUGUGACUUAUUGCUAAGAGGUUAAACCACAGUAGCUUCUAGGGACACCAGUCUUGGUUUAAUGGGUGACAAGGGGCCCUGGUAUCUGUCUUUCCAAAGACCGUGUUCCUAACAGUUUCCUUUGUGAGAAAGUCGUAAUUCUUUUUUUUUUUUUUUGAAAGUCGUAAUUCUUGACUUGAACCAGAUGGCAGUAUCUUCUACUAGAGAAGAAGAGUGAGAAGAUAACUACCUUAUUCUGGAAAGAAAAAAAACUUAUCCAGCAAUUU
Molecule: messenger RNA, 2595 nt
Organism: Trichechus manatus latirostris (Florida manatee)
Lineage: Eukaryota; Metazoa; Chordata; Mammalia; Sirenia; Trichechidae
Gene: MSS51
Product: MSS51 mitochondrial translational activator
Source: RefSeq, a predicted model, not a curated record